UCUAGUGUCAGUUAUCAGUUCGACCGCUGAGUAGUUUUCCGCCACAACUUCCAGAAGUUCACUAUAUCUGCUAUAUAUAUAUAGUCGAGAAUCAUAAAUUUGACUUGAUAAUUUACAUUGAAAUGACCUUGCCAGCCCAAAAUGACGACUUUGAUGUAAAGAAUGGCAUAAUCGAUGGCCCAACACCACCGAAAUCUGAACUCAAGGCACUCUAUAAGCAGAGUUUUGCCUAUUACACGUUUCGUGUUCGUUUGCCCUCAAGUUUGGCCACAAUUGCUGCAGCCUUAGUCAAGGAUAAGGACGAAUUAAUAACCGAAUAUGGUGCAGACGCAGGCGCAGACAUUGAGCAAACGGCAGCAGCUGUUACAGAAUUGCGCCAAAAUAUACUAAACAAUGGCCCACUAUUGCCUUUUAGGGGAAAGGAGACCGAUACGGACGUAUGGAAUACAUUCCUGGAAACCAUAGAUAAAGAAAAACGCAAUUAUUUCUCGACCUGCUGGCUCUAUGCUGAAUGUUAUAUGUAUCGCAAAAUCUCGGACAUCUUUCAGUCCACCAAAUCCUUGGCUUCCUAUGAUUACUUUGGCAAUCAGAAAAAAACUGCCGCCAAAUUGAGUCUUGAUGCUAUGCUGGCUGUAGCCAGGGCCACGAGGAAUACGGCAAGAGAUGGUGACACCUUCCGUCAGCUAAUUAAAUUGAAUUUAUGGGGUAAUCGAUGUGAUCUAUCCAUCACCUCGGGCAAGCAGAUAAAGCCUACAGGCAAUGCCUUUGAACAGAUCACUGGCCUGGAACCCAAGUUGCUUAUUGAUAAUACAUUGCAAAUAUGGCAAGCCAUUGAUGGUGGCUCUAAAGAUGGCAUUGUGGAUAUUGUUUGUGAUAAUGCUGGCUAUGAAUUGUACACAGAUUUAAUAUUAGCCGAAUAUAUUAUAGAUAAGGGUUUGGCAUCAAAGGUGAGAUUCAAUUUAAAGGCCAUUCCGUGGUUUAUAUCGGAUGUGAUGGCACAUGAUUACCAUUGGACAUUGCAAUUUAUGGCCGAUCAUGAGGACGAAGUGCUCAGUGAGCUGGGCAAGAAGCUACAACGCUUCACAGAGGAGGGAAAAUUCGAAUUAUCACCAUUGGAACACUUUUGGACGAGUCCCUAUGAGUUCUAUCGCAUGCAAGAAGUAAAACCUGAACUCUAUAAACGUUUGCAAGAGGCCCAAUUGAUUAUAUUUAAAGGUGAUUUGAAUUAUCGGAAACUGUUGGGUGAUUACUCUUGGCCAGACACGGAAGCAUUUGAGACUUGUCUGCGAGGUUUUCGUCCCUCAAAUCUCUGCACAUUGCGCACAGUAAAAGCGGAUCUAAUCUGUGGCCUUCCUGAGGGCGUUUCCCAGGAACUUUUUGCCAAGGAUAAGGAAUGGAUGUUGACUGGAGAAUAUGGCAUCAUCUCAUUUGCCAAAACAGCGUGAGAUUUCGGUCAUUCACAAUAAAUAAUUAGUGGCAAUUAAAAUUCAAUUUAUGUUUAACAAUAAA
Messenger RNA from Drosophila willistoni, 1509 nucleotides. RefSeq names its product damage-control phosphatase ARMT1. Gene Ontology annotation, biological process: DNA damage response. The record is from RefSeq and is a predicted model, not a curated record. The transcript is spliced from 5 exons. Gene Ontology annotation, molecular function: phosphatase activity. NCBI's taxonomy places the organism in Eukaryota, Metazoa, Arthropoda, Insecta, Diptera, Drosophilidae. Bases 123 to 1445 code for a protein of 440 amino acids. Gene Ontology annotation, cellular component: nucleus; cytoplasm.